Messenger RNA from Heterotrigona itama, 887 nucleotides. The record is from the annotation of a GenBank genome assembly. NCBI's taxonomy places the organism in Eukaryota, Metazoa, Arthropoda, Insecta, Hymenoptera, Apidae.
AUGGAAGGAACUAUUUGUAAGAUUUACCGAGAAAACGUGUAAUUUCUAACAAAAAUUCUCUAGUUAUUCUUACUCAAAGUUAUUCGCUUACUCAAAAAUUGAACGAUUACGUUCAUGAAGUUACGUGAUACACGAAGUUGCAUUCUUAAAUACUUUAUCCCAGACUAAAUAAAAACAUCGUUCGAACCCUCUGUUCCAACCUGUUCACUGACUGAUUUCGUAUAUUUUCUGAAUCAAUAUUGAACCUUCCGCGUGACCUUGGCACAACAGGUAGGUUAGUUAGAUCGAAACAGGUCUUGCUCGUCAUUGUUUCUUCGUUUUCUUUUUACAUUUUUACAAACUGAACGAAUUAUAGUCAUUUGUUCCCAAUAUCAAAUUUAAAACGCCCGUCAAUGUCUUCCGUCUUAAUGAUCGAUGAGUUUUCAGUACCUGGACAACCGCGAUGCGAUUUACAUAUCAAUAGAAAUACGAGCGAUCUUUUUAUCAGUGCAUUGCGAUCUUCCAGAGGAACUCGUAAAGUUGUGGAAAGCAUUGCCAUUGAAAACGAAAGUGGUUCACUUAAGGGCAGCUUCGAGGAAAACGUUUCAAGAGUUUUAGAGCCGAGAUGCAAGGAACAAGGUGAUUGCCGUAGGCAAGAUUGCCAGGAGGGUGAAAGCAAAGAGACAAAGCUGGAGAUUAAAAUAACUGCAAAAAUGCAAAUGAAAGUUUCCUACUUACCGACGAACUUUAUGGAUUCACAAUGGCAUAUUUGGACACUGUCAUUUGAGGAAGAGGAAGUCUGGAAGAUCCGUAAAGAAGACGGAAAGAGAGAGAGAGGCCGGAAAGAACGUGGAGAAGGAAGAGACGAACAUCAAAGCAAAGCGACAACGGAUACGCGUAAACCUUGA